Molecule: messenger RNA, 1227 nt
Organism: Crotalus tigris (Tiger rattlesnake)
Lineage: Eukaryota; Metazoa; Chordata; Lepidosauria; Squamata; Viperidae
Gene: SDHD
Product: succinate dehydrogenase complex subunit D
Exons: 4
Coding region: 121-630 (169 amino acids)
Biological process (GO): tricarboxylic acid cycle; mitochondrial electron transport, succinate to ubiquinone
Cellular component (GO): mitochondrial envelope; membrane
Molecular function (GO): heme binding; ubiquinone binding
Source: RefSeq, a predicted model, not a curated record
CAGCCGCUGCAGCUCCGCCACCUCAGCCUCCUGCCCCAGCUCGGUCGCCAUGAUGGGGAAAAGUGCGGCCUGGCCUGGCAGGAAGUCCCGCCUCUUGUGCCGCGCUUCCGCUUCCGGCCGAUGCCCUUGCGCUGCGCCUCUGGCAAGAUGGCGUCGCUGUGGCUGUGGCGGGCCGGGUUGGGCGGGCGGCCGGCGGCCGUUGUCCUGAACAGGUAUCUCUUGGCUAGACCAGCGGUUUCCUUGACUAGACCAAUUGAGGAUUAUUCUUCUUCUCGUCGUCAUCAGAUAUGCAAAUUUCACACAUCUGCCAGGAUUUUGGCUGGUUCAAAGGCCGCCUCUCUCCACUGGACCAGCGAGCGAGCAGUCAGCAUCCUCCUGCUUGGACUCCUGCCAGCAGCCUAUCUGUAUCCUGGAGCAGCUGUGGAUUACUCCCUGGCGGCAACUCUCACACUCCACGGGCACUGGGGCCUUGGGCAACUUGUAACUGACUAUGUCCACGGAAAGACCUCCAUUAAACUGGCCAAUGCUGGCCUCUACCUACUUUCGGCAGUCACCUUUGCAGGCCUCUGCUACUUCAACUACCACGACGUGGGCAUCUGCAGGGCGGUGGCGAUGCUGUGGAGCCUCUGAUCCCUGCCAAGAGAGUCCAGCAGCUGUUCACUGCUGCCUCUGCUUCUUUACACUAUUACUGAGCCCUUGAGGGUGGGCAAGAGAACAACGAAGGGCAUGCUUUGCAUGUAGCAGAAAGGCUGCUGGGAAACACCCACAUCCAUGUCCACAGCUGUUGCCAUUCAGAAGAUCUGGGAUCUCUCACUAAGGCGAGAAUUAGACCCGAACAAAGCUAGGGAAAAGCACCCAGGCAAAGCUUUGGCUUAUGCUGGGAGCCUCUACAGAUGGGAGGCCCUUGACCUUUCAAACUGCAGGCUCAGCUAAGCAUCAUUCAUGUUGAUAAUCCCAUCUUGAGUUUCUGGCUCUUUUGUUGCAAAUGAAUGAAGUAUAUACAUGGCAUCUUGCACAAUGCAAAAGGGAAGUCUAAACUAUGUACAAUAAAGGAUUUGUAGAACCUGCAACUGCGCGAGUCUGAAAUCCAGGGUUUGCCCAUUCCGUUGUCUCUGGAGAUGUCAGGUUUUGUUGGGCAGAUUUAUUCUUUUGAUGAUUGAGUAAAGUUGAGAAAAGAAGUACAUACUUCAUUUAAAUGUAUCAUCUUACGUUGUUUAAAAAAAAAAA